AUGACACUCGAGCCUGGUGUCCCAGAAUUGAAGCAAGAGAUCUCAGAUCUCGAAUCUCGUCUACAGAAUGCAAGAUCUCGGCUAGCAGUGGUCUCUCCGCAUGACUCCGAGUCGCUGUCGCAGUCCUUAUCGUCUCCAAUCCCUCCUCUACCUGCCGCAACUAGUCAUGCCCUCCUCCUCUUAUCAGACUCUGCCCUCCCUCUGGGUUCCUUCGCCUACUCCAACGGAUUAGAAUCAUACGUAGCACAUAACAAGCCACUCCCACGCUCCACAACACCGGUUGCAUCGUUUUACCGCUUUCUACGACUGUCCCUUGCAUCAAUGGGUAGUCUCUCGCUUCCCUACGUCCUAGCAGCCUACCGCGACCCUGCCGAUCUUGAGACAUUAGAUAACGACCUCGACGCUUCCACGCCAUGCCCGGUCGCCCAGCGAGCAAGUAUUGCGCAAGGGCGGGCAUUAUUAGGUGUAUGGGAGCGGGCAUUCCGAACCGCAUAUGCGUCUCGUAGCAGCGACAAUGCAACCCAGAACUCUGGAUUGCAGGAAGGUAUCAAGGCCGUGGAGGCCUUUUCGGAGACCCUCAAAUGCUCGAUGGACGAUGAGCUAGGUCCCAAGGGCCACUUUGCACCGUUAUGGGGUGUUGUAUGCUUAGCUAUGGGGAUGGAUGCGCGUCAAACGGCAUAUGUAUUUAUGCUGAACCAUGCCAAAGCUGUUCUCAGUGCGGCGGUUCGGGCGUCGGUGAUGGGACCAUACCAGGCGCAGAGCGUGCUUGCUAGCAGGAACUUGCAGGACAUGAUUGCCGAACGGAUUGACCGGGAUUGGGACACUGCGGUAGAAGAUGCGGGCCAGGUAGUGCCGCCGCUGGAUCUUUGGGUUGGGCGCCAUGAGCUUCUUUAUAGCAGGAUAUUCAAUUCAUGA
This is a messenger RNA of Aspergillus puulaauensis, 915 nucleotides long. RefSeq names its product urease accessory protein UreF. The record is from RefSeq and is a predicted model, not a curated record. Bases 1 to 915 code for a protein of 304 amino acids. Gene Ontology annotation, molecular function: nickel cation binding. Lineage: Eukaryota; Fungi; Ascomycota; Eurotiomycetes; Eurotiales; Aspergillaceae. The transcript is spliced from 2 exons.